GGGGAGUCCUCUGCGCAGGCGCUGUGGGACCGCGGAGCUUUCUGGGAAAAGAUGGAUGCUCACGAUCUGUUUCGCCGGCUCGGCGCGGGGGCCAAAUUCGACGUGAGACGCUUCUCGGCGGACGCUGCCCGAUUCAAGAUAGGAAAAAGGAAAUAUGACUUUGAUUCUUCGGAGGUGCUACAGGGACUGGACUUUUUUGGAAACAAGAAGUCUGUCCCAGGUGAGAGUGAAUCAUCAAGAACUCAUCAGGAACUACAAGAUGAAGAGAAAAAUGAAGAGAGCCUAACUGAAAGGAAGAGGGAGCAGAACAAGAAAAAGAGGAAGAAGAUGACUUCAGAAAUUACGUCUCAAGAAGUUUCUACUAUACAGUGGAUAUCAUCUGUGGAAGCAAAGAUUGAAGAUAAAAAAGUUAAAAGAGAAAAUAAACUAACUUCAGGAAAGUUGGAGCAGCUCAGAAAAGAAAAGAUAAACUUCUUCCGGAAUAAACAUAAAAUUCAUGUCCAAGGAACUGAUCUUCCUGACCCAAUUGCUACAUUUCAGCAACUUGACCAGGAAUUUAAAAUCAAUUCUCGACUGCUUCAGAACAUUCUAGAUGCAGGCUUCCAGAUACCUACGCCAAUCCAAAUGCAAGCCAUUCCAGUUAUGCUGCAUGGUCGAGAACUUCUGGCUUCUGCUCCUACUGGAUCUGGAAAGACUUUGGCUUUUAGCAUUCCUAUUUUAAUGCACCUGAAACAACCCACAAACAAAGGCUUCAGAGCCCUGAUUAUAUCACCAACACGAGAACUUGCCAGCCAGAUUCACCGAGAGUUAGUAAAAAUAUCUGAGGGAACAGGAUUCAGGAUACACAUGAUCCACAAAGCAGCAGUUGCAGCCAAGAAAUUUGGACCUAAAUCAUCUAAGAAGUUUGAUAUUCUUGUGACUACUCCAAAUCGACUAAUCUAUUUAUUAAAGCAAGAUCCUCCGGGAAUAGACUUAACAAGUGUUGAAUGGCUGGUAGUAGAUGAAUCAGAUAAACUGUUUGAAGAUGGCAAAACUGGGUUCAGAGACCAGCUGGCUUCCAUUUUCUUGGCCUGCACAUCCCACAAGGUCAAAAGAGCUAUGUUCAGUGCAACUUUUGCCUAUGAUGUUGAGCAGUGGUGCAGACUCAACUUGGAUAAUAUCAUUACUGUUUCCAUUGGAGCAAGGAAUUCUGCAGUAGAGACCGUAGAACAAGAGCUUCUCUUCGUUGGGUCUGAGACUGGAAAACUUCUGGCCAUGAGAGAACUUGUUAAAAAGGGUUUCAAUCCACCUGUUCUUGUUUUUGUUCAGUCCAUUGAAAGGGCUAAAGAACUUUUUCAUGAGCUCAUAUAUGAAGGUAUUAAUGUGGAUGUUAUUCAUGCAGACAGAACUCAGCAACAGAGAGAUAACACAGUCCAUAGCUUCAGAGCAGGAAAAAUCUGGGUUCUUAUUUGUACAGCCUUGCUAGCCAGAGGGAUCGAUUUUAAAGGUGUGAACUUGGUCAUCAACUAUGACUUUCCAACCAGCUCAGUGGAAUAUAUCCACAGGAUAGGUCGAACUGGAAGAGCCGGGCAUAAAGGAAAAGCUGUUACAUUUUUCACUGAAGAUGAUAAACCAUUAUUAAGAAGUGUUGCCAAUGUUAUCCAGCAGGCCGGAUGUCCUGUCCCAGAAUACAUAAAAGGUUUCCAGAAACUACUAAGUAAACAAAAGAAAAAGAUGAUUAAGAAGCCUUUGGAAAGGGAGAGCAUUAGUACAACUCCAAAAUAUUUCUUAGAAAAAGCUAAGGAUAAACGGAAAAAGGUCACUGGUCAGAACAGCAAGAAGAAAGUAACUCCUGAGGACAAAAGUUAAAAACAGACUUCUAAAAAGACUAUAUCACAAAUGUGAUUUUAUGAUUCCAGCAUGAAUGUUGUUUUCAUGGAAUACAUUGUCUUAUAAUCACCUGUACCAAACAUUUGAAAUCAACUACAAGAACAUGGGACUAGUGAAAAAUGAUCCUAAACUAUCAGUGCAUCAUGUCAAGUUUCAAUUCAUAGGUGAUUUUUUAAAUGAUUAUAUAAUGGAAAAAACAUUCAUUGACAUUCAUGUGGUUUGAAUCCAGAGCGAUGCUUCUUACAGAAGAACAAAAGUUUAUGCUAAAAAUAACAACACCCAAAUGUGGUGAACUGGAUUUUUCCCUUCAAGUGUGGAAGAGCGUGUCGUGUAUGCUGUGGAGAGGCGUUUGGAACCACAUUGCGAAGUAAAGUCUUGAGGUUGAAUGCCCCUUCCCACCCACUUUUUUUUUUUUUUUUUUUUUUGGAUGGACAAGAAGCAGCACGGGCUGUCUACCAAGAAUAAACCUACUGCUCUCUUUA
Molecule: messenger RNA, 2351 nt
Organism: Aethalodelphis obliquidens (Pacific white-sided dolphin)
Lineage: Eukaryota; Metazoa; Chordata; Mammalia; Artiodactyla; Delphinidae
Gene: DDX52
Product: DExD-box helicase 52
Exons: 15
Coding region: 52-1848 (598 amino acids)
Biological process (GO): maturation of SSU-rRNA
Cellular component (GO): cytosol
Molecular function (GO): RNA helicase activity; ATP binding; nucleic acid binding
Source: RefSeq, a predicted model, not a curated record